Messenger RNA from Lactuca virosa, 2469 nucleotides. NCBI's taxonomy places the organism in Eukaryota, Viridiplantae, Streptophyta, Magnoliopsida, Asterales, Asteraceae. The record is from the annotation of a GenBank genome assembly.
AUGACCGAUGUUCAACAGCAAUUUCCACAGAAGCCUGAGACCGCUGUUACUACCACUACCGAUGCCUGUUUGGAUUUCGAAAGAAGAUUUGAGGAAUUAAUGAGGGGGCAAUUGGAUGAUUGUAUGUCAUUUGCAUCAUGCAGCUCCCCGCGUGGUGAGGAUGACGACGAGACUGAGAUUGGUGGUGAUCAGCUCAUGAGAAGGAGGAGGAGGUCGGAUCUCGAAGGUGAUGAUCUGGCAGAAUCAUCAGCUGCCAGAAGACGUCACUCGCGGAUUUUAAGCAGAUGGGCUGCCAGGCAAGCACAGGAGAUGAUUGCCACAACAGAGAGGAGAAACCGUGAGUCUGAGUUAAUGGCACUUGCUGGUUUGCAUACUGUUUCCAUGUUGGAUUCGUCAUUCUUGAGGGAGUCUCAGUCUCAGUCUCCUUCUCCUACGUCCAGAGGGAAUGCCGAGAGACCGAGAACACGUGCGUCUUCCAUCUUACAGAUGUGGAGAGAGUUGGAAGAUGAACAUGUGUUGAACCGUGCACGUGAAAGGGUAAGAGUGAGACUCAGACAUCAGAGGAGUGUUGACUCGAACACAAAUGUUUCAAGCACCACAGAAGGCAGGGGGAGUGAACAUCAAGGUAGUGAGAACGAGUAUGGAAGUUGGUCACACGAUCAAAUGGAAGCACAGAACGAGAGUCAAGACAAUGAGGUGUCUAGCCGGGAACAAACUCCUGAUAUAGGUGAGGUGGAAAGGGAGAGGGUGAGGCACAUUGUUCAGGGGUGGAGGGAGAGUGGUGUGAGUGUAACAGAUAGGGGUAGUAGUAGUAGUCCAAGAGCAGAAUGGCUUGGGGAAACAGAGCGUGAAAGAGUGAGGAUUGUGAGGGAGUGGGUACAAAUGACUAGUCAGCAGAGGGGAUCUCGUAGGGAGGAGCAAGGUGGUGAAGGGCAGCCGGAGCAUAUACGAAGGGAUAUGUUGAGGUUGCGUGGUAGACAAGCUCUACUUGAUUUACUUAUGAGGGUUGAAAGAGAACGCCAGAGGGAACUUGAGGGUUUGAUUGAGUAUCGUGCGGUUUCUGAUUUUGCACAUCGGAACCGCAUUCAGUCGUUACUGAGAGGCAGAUUUUUGCGAAACGAAAGACCUGUAGAGGAUGAGAGACCAUCUUCAGUUGCAGCAAGUGAGAUGGUUCAGUUGAGACAACGAAACACAGUCUCUGGUUUGAGGGAAGGGUUUAGGUCCAGAUCAGAGAACAGUUCUUCACAGGAGAUCACGGAACAUGAAGACCAAGAACAAUCAGAAAUCUGGGUGGAGGAAAGCGAGAUUCAUCAGGUGACGGUGAGUGAUCGAACCGGAAGUUUGGAGAGCAUUGCAGCUGUUGAGAGCACAAAUGAAGAAGUGGAUAUUGAUGAAGGAGAGGAGUGGCGAGACCAGGUUGUUGAAGAUGAGAGAGGAGAGUGGCAGGAGGAGACUUCAGUUAUUACUGAUGGAGAUGGUGCACAUGAGGUUGAGAAUUGGUCAGAAGGACCUUCUGAUCCACCAAGAAUGCCACAUUCUGGUAGUGUUAGGCGACCCAAUAGGUUUCACUUUCACCCACCAGAGGAUGAUAACGUGUACAGCAUGGAACUCAGGGAACUUUUAAGCAGGAGAAGUGUUUCUAAUCUUCUUCGUAGUGGUUUCCGUGAGAGUUUGGACCAGUUGAUACAAUCGUAUGUGAGCAGACAAGGUCAAGGUCAAAGUCGUGCACCCAUCGAUUGGGAUCUUCACCGGAAUAUACCUACCCCAGCUUCACCAGAGGGUGAGCAGGAACAACAACAGCACAGGGACAGAGACGGACAGGUUUUAGCAUCUCCUCCUCCUGUCCCCCCACCACAACCAAUCUGGCAUCAUUUGCCUUAUUCCAGUUGGUCACGUCACAGCAUGCAUCAGCAUCGCUCUGAACUCGAGUGGGAGAUGAUUAAUGAUUUGAGGGCAGAUAUGGCGAGGCUGCAACAGGGGAUGACCCACAUGCAGAGGAUGCUCGAGGCUUGCAUGGACAUGCAACUUGAGCUUCAACGCUCUGUCAGACAGGAAGUUUCGGCUGCUUUGAAUCGGUCGGAGAGCGGUGCUCAAGGUAUUGAUGCGGAAACAUCAGAAGAUGGAUCAAAAUGGGUUCAAGUCAGAAAAGGAACCUGUUGUGUUUGUUGUGAUAGCCAGAUUGAUUCUUUGUUGUACAGAUGUGGGCACAUGUGUACUUGUUCAAAGUGUGCAAAUGAGCUGAUUCGUGGAGGGGGGAAAUGUCCAUUGUGCAGGGCACCCAUUGUUGAGGUCAUCCGAGCUUACUCCAUACUGUAGUAGUGUAAACAGAGACAACAAACUCAAACUGACCCAAACAAAUUCUUUGUGUUCUCUCAUCGCUGGAGAUUAGAUAACUGAGAGUGCUUCAUUUUUGCCUCACUACUGUUGUUGUACUGAAUGAUUAUUGUGCACUCGUUGUAUAAUUGGAAU